Hibiscus syriacus is the source of this 1146-nucleotide messenger RNA. RefSeq names its product protein TIFY 8-like. The coding region runs from base 1 to 1098 and encodes 365 amino acids. The transcript has 6 exons. Gene Ontology annotation, biological process: regulation of defense response; response to wounding; regulation of jasmonic acid mediated signaling pathway. Lineage: Eukaryota; Viridiplantae; Streptophyta; Magnoliopsida; Malvales; Malvaceae. The record is from RefSeq and is a predicted model, not a curated record. Gene Ontology annotation, cellular component: nucleus.
AUGUUUUCCGAAUUGGGAUUCUACCUAUCACGAUUAAAGUUUGAUACAUUUACUCAUCAUUUAGUAGAAAGACAUAUCGGAAAUCAUCUCGAGGGGAUUCCAUACUAUGGUAAAAGCAACAGUUUGGCAGGAAAUAAGAGAAAUAAUUCGGAUUCAGCCUUUAUGGCUCAUGAAUCUCUUGAGAUCUUGCAUUUGAUGAAGAUGCUUCACAAUGGUUCCGGAGGAGAUCGACCUAGAAGGUCCAAUGAGGACGAUGUAUUCCUUGGUAUGAAGUCAAUGAGGCAUUCUUCUACGUCUCUUAUAUUGCAUCCUCCCACUGUUAGCAGUCUCGAAGGUGAUGCUACCAAAUGGGAGCGGUCUGUACCCUCUGCAGUUCAGUAUGCUUCACGUGGUGGUCACUUUGCGCCUUUUGUGCAUCAAGCUUCAAACAGGUUCAAGGAUUCAAAUGUUGGUCCAUCUGUUAUAUCUCAGGCUGCUGCCGAUGAAGGAUCUAGAACCGGAAUUAAAUGCCCUGGAAUUUUGAGUUUUAUUACUGCUAGCAGUGUGCCCACUGAAAAGGGUUCAUCUGGGAUAGUGCCAAGUGGAGAAAGGACCAAGUCUGCUCAUAUUUCAGAAACAGAGUCUUUAGUUCCUCCAAGUGAACAGAGGUUAACAACUUCCAGCCAACAAAUGACUAUAUUUUAUGCUGGUCGGGCUCAUGUCUUUGAUGAUGUGCAUCCGAAGAAGGCAGACGUAAUAUUGGCAUUGGCUGGAUCAAACGGAGGAUCUUGGUCGACAACUUACUCUCCUAAAUCUGCUGCGAGGACAGUUGGUGAAAAUUAUGUACCCGAUGGGGAACCUGAAGCAGUUGGUAACAUGGCAUUCUCACGGGAACUUCGGGGAAAGACAACCCUUUCUGGUAAUGUAAAUCAAGCAACUGGUUCCUGCAAUCGAAUUCCAAUACAAACAGGUGAUCCUCAAGGAACAGUUGUUAUGGCGAGAGAGGGAAGAAAUCUGGUUCAAGCAGAAGAAGCUGGUACUGAAGAUAAAAGAGAGCAUAUAAGAACAGCUUCUUAUCCGAGUCGAUUAGCAAUGAACCCUCUGCGUUUGCUUAAUUGACCAAGUCCAUGAAAUCGAAAUCCUUGUAAACUCGAGGGUGUUCCUCAU